Phragmites australis (common reed) is the source of this 7584-nucleotide messenger RNA. RefSeq lists its product as uncharacterized. The record is from RefSeq and is a predicted model, not a curated record. Bases 282 to 7166 code for a protein of 2294 amino acids. The transcript is spliced from 7 exons. Lineage: Eukaryota; Viridiplantae; Streptophyta; Magnoliopsida; Poales; Poaceae.
ACCAGCAGCAGCACAAGUCUCAAGAUUCGUGCCGCAUCAAUCACCGCCAUCCGCCUUCUCGCCUGUCGCCUAGGGCUACCCCCCUUCCCGUACUCCGACCCGGCACCAACCCUCCCCCGCCGCCGCCGUUCCCUGCUCAUAGGCGGCGCGGCGCCGCCUCCAUCGCCUCCUCUAUCGGCCCUCGCGUGCGCCCCCGGGUACCCGCGCGCCCCCUCGCGCGGCCGCCGCGUUGUGGGGUUGCGGCUAGGGUUUCAUGCUUCCCGCGGCCUCCGCAGCCGCCGAUGUCGCACCCGGGCAAGUUCGUCUCCGUUAACCUCAACCGAUCCUACGGCCAGUCCGCUCCCUCCCACCAUGGCGGCCGCCCCUCCCGCCCCGCCGCCGCCGCCUCGUCUGGCGGCCACGGUGGCGGGGGCAUGGUGCUGCUCUCCCGCCCGCGCGGAUCCUCCCUCGCGAAGCCGCAGCCACCAAAGCUCUCUGUGCCGCCGCCACUCAACCUCCCGUCGCUCCGCAAGGAGCAUGAGCGAUUCGAUGGCGCGGCUGCCGCCGCUGGCGGCGGGGUCGCCUCGGCUCCGCCCCGAUCCGGCGGGACCGCGGCCGGGUGGACCAAGCCCGCCCCAGCCUCUGAGAAGCCUCCCGGCUCGGAGCCGCUUCCUGGCAACGCCGCACGGCCGCCGUCGUACGGGUUCCCGGAGAAAGCAUCCGUCUUCUUGCGUGGGGAGGACUUCCCUUCCUUGAAAGCAGCUGUUUCCCCGCCGCCUCCGCAGCCUGCGCAGCGACAGAAGGACGCUGAUGGGGUGCGGGCCUCCACACCAGAGUCACGACCGGUGCCCCUCGGAAUGCGUCCUCAGGUGACACCCUCGCGUGCCACUGAGCCCCUGGCCUCUGGUGGCGGCACUGGCGCCCGCGCUUCUGCCGAGAGGGCACAAAAGCAUGAUCUGGGGUCGCUUCCGAUGGUCCGGCUUAGGUAUGAUUCUGACUGGGCUGAUGACGAGCGUGACACAGGGCUGAGCCUCCCAGAGCGGGACAGCAGGGAGAGGGGAUUUGGCCGGAGUGAGACCAUGAUCCCAGGGCGCGACCUUUAUGGCGCGAUGAGGGAGCCCUUCAAAAAGGAGCCGUUUGGGAGAGAUGCAGUUGUGACAAAUAAAGAGGGCAGGCAGGAUGGUCUGUGGCGAUCUCCUAUGUCAAGCCAACACGAUAGAGAGCGAACGGAUGGCCUGCCAUACAGUGUAGGCAGAGGAAGCAGUGGGCAGUCAUAUCGGGAAUGCAUAACUGCUGGUGGUUCCAAGGAUUUGUGGAGUAAUAGUAGGGAGCCUCCUAUGCGUGCCUAUGGACAGAACGAGGUAGAACCGUAUGGAAUCGCACGAGUUGGGGAAACUGCGAGUGAACGUUACGGUAACAGUUCGAAUAAUUGGCACAAGCCGAGUUCUUUCCAGAACAAUGUUGGUUCCAAGGCACAGAUUUUUGCUGGUAAUAAAGGGCCUUUAAUUAAUGGGCCAGUGGCAAAAUUUGGUAGGGAGAAGCAGCUCACCGGUUCCCCUGCUAAACCUUUAAUAGAGGAUGGCAGUUUUGAUAGCAUUUCCACCGCUAACUUGAGUGCGAUAAAGAAGAAGAAAGAAGCAGCCAAACCAGCUGAUUUUCAUGACCCGGUAAGGGAGUCAUUUGAGGCAGAGCUUGAUAGGAUCUUGAGGGUACAGGAGCAGGAGCGACAACGGGUAAUGGAAGAACAGGCAAGGGCCAGAGAAAUUGCUCGGAAGCAAGAAGAGGAGAGAGAGAGGCUGAUAAGAGAAGAGGAGGAGUGGCAGCGGCUGGUGGAAGAACAGGCAAGACAAGCUGCUUGGCAAGCUGAGCAAGAGAGGCUGGAAGCUGCCAAAAGAUCUGAGGAGCAGAGAAUUGCCAGGGAGGAGGAAAGGAAGAGGAUUGCUAUGGAGGAGGAGCGGCGUAGGGAGGCAGCACGUCAAAAGCUCCUAGAAUUGGAGGCAAAGAUUGCUAGACGACAAGCAGAAUCAAGCAUUGACGGAGGAAGGGAUAGAAAACUAUCUUCAGCUGUCAGUGAUGAAUUGGCUCCUGGAGCCUUAAAGGACAGAGAUGUGUCACAGUCUGCUAAUUUUGGUGAUAGAAGAGAUGUUGACAGAAUGGAUGAGCGCAUCAAUACCUCUGCACCAUUGGAGUCCUCUAGUUUCAAUAGGUACAGUGAUACAGUUCCAAGGGUGCACACUCUGAGGGAUGGGCACUCACCAUUUGUUGAUAGAGAGCAUGCAUACUAUGGUGCAAGGGCUGCAUUCCCAGAACAAGAGAAUGUGCAUCACAGUCCACGGUGCGACCCUUUUGCUACAAGGAGGGGGAAUUUCCCUAAGAAAGAUUUUAAUGAUGGAUUUGGGAGUGUGUCCGUUAGGCCAUCUUCCAGAGGCCAAACAACUGAUUCUCCAUGGGCGCUGGAAGAUGACCAACAUGAAAAGGUUCCAAGGUGGGAUGCACCUAGGGAAACUGACCGUUUUGACAAACAAUCUGACUUUCACAACGAUCUUUUUAACGGCAACAGGUUUGGAGAUUCAGCUUGGCUGCCUAGUAGUUCUCAUGGAAGCCCCAGUGCUCAACUAGGAGAUAGGAUGUUUCAGAGUUCUGAGGCUAAUGAAUUUUCUGCUUUUACUAGACCCCGCUACUCUAUGCGGCAACCAUAUGUUCCCCCACCCCCAACUGUGACCUCAGUGCAGAGAAGUACAAUUUGUUCUUCUGCUCAACAUCCCAAUUCAUCCUUCAUGGAUGGUGGGAUGGGAGAGCGUUCCGGUAGAGAUGAUGAACAAGCUAUUCGGGGUCAGUAUGGAAGUGCAUACCAAGAGGCAUCUCACCAGCAUGGUGUACCAGCUGAUCAUAUUGCUGUCAAUGAACACCAAAUUGGGAACAGAGAAAGCCCUGUAUUGGGUUCACAAUAUUCUCUUUCUGUUUCAAGCCCUCCUAGCUCACCUCCACAUGUUUCGCAUGAUGAGAUGGAUGUUUCUGGCGAUUCACCUGCAUUACCGACUUCUGCUGAUGGUGAGCGAACUGUGAUGUCUGACAAUGACCAUGCAGCUUUGACCUUAGAUGCAGCCAACAAAAGCAGAAUUGCUGCCUCAAGAUCAGUGUCCCACAUGGAAGAUGAUGAAUGGUUGAGUGAAAACAAUGAUGGUAGGCAAAAACAGGAUGAAUACGAUGAAGACGGCGAUAGCUACCAGGAAGAUGAAAUCAAUGAAGCUGAUGACGAGAAUCUUGACUUGGAUGAUGAGUUCUUAGAGGAGCAGAAUACACCUGUAGAACUGGAACCAGUUAUACUUGGAUUUGAUGAGGGUGUGCAGGUUGAAAUUCCCUCGAAUAUUGAGUUUGAACUAUCUUCUAUGAAGAGCACUGAAAGGGCAGUUGGAGUAAAUCUAAGCUCAGGUGUUGCAGAGCAAGAGAAUGUUAGUGGUUCAGUUGUUCAUUCUGACCCUGUUACUGAAGCAGAGAAAACACUGCAAAACUUGACUCUUGAUCAUGUAAAUGCCCUGACAGAUGACAGUAAUGGAGAGCCAUCCAGUAGCUUCGUGGCACCUGCUUCAAGCUCCCAGUUACCACAGUCAUCUUCAACAGCUCCAAUUAUGCCAUCCGCUUCAGUGGUUGGCCAGAAUGAAGUGCCUGUUAGCCUCCAGUUUGGUCUGUUUACUGGGCCUCCUCUAAUACCAACUCCAGUUCCAGCCAUUCAGAUUGGUUCAAUACAGAUGCCAAUCCAUCUCCACAAUCAAGUUAACCCAUCCCUGGCUCAAAUGCACCCUUCAACAGCCCCUUUAUAUCAGUUUGGCCAGCUGAGUUAUGUCCGCCCUAUCGCUCAGAGUGCUCGACCGCUGCUUUCUCAGGCUAUUCUCCCAGCUUAUUCUUCUGCACCAGCUCAAUAUACAUUGAAUCAAAAUACUUCCAGUGUUCUCCCAGAGCUAGUGAAUCGAGAUACACACCAGAAUAUCCCAAGACAGGCAGUCUCAUCCACCUUUAUCGAAAAAUCAACAUCACCUACAGCCAAGCUUUCCCUUGUAAUGGAUAAUUCAGAUUCUCAGUAUCUCAAUGCACCUGCAGACAACCAGAUGGCUGGUGUGGAGGGAUUUCAUGGCCAAGUGGACAAACAUUCUAUUGGGGGUACAACUUCCAGUGUUUCGCAAGCUGAAAUACAGAGCAAUUGUGAUAUCUCUUUGAAGAGGAAUUACAAACCUACCUCCAACAACUUAGAAUCUUCUCAAUUUGGUUCGGAGGGGAAAGCCUUGAGUGGUCCAAAGGCUCCAUGUGCUGUAUCUGGUGGAAGAGGGAGAAGAUAUGGUUAUGCUGUUAGAGAUAUUAACAUGAGAUCAACCGGUUCAGUUGUUGAACCUUCUCACAAGGAUUCCAGAGGAUUUCAGAGAAGGGCUCGUAGGAAUGUAAGAAGAACUGAGUUUAGAGUUCGGGAAAAUGUCGAGAACCAAAUCCAAGCUUCUGAGUCAUUUAAUCAUGGUGAACAGAACGAGAGGCAAUAUUCCAAUGGAACAACAAGAGAUGUUUCGUUGAGAAAUGUGAGCAGAAGGGAAAUUGAUGUAAAUAAGUUAUCCAGGACGAAUGAAGCAAGUGAUCAGAGUGCAGGUCCUUCAUUUAGAAGUACACAGAAGGCUCCUUAUGAAAGAUCCCAUGGUGGGAACAAGAAAUCUAGAAAAGGUGCUAUCCCUGAAGGAGGUGCUACUUCAUUGCAGGCUGGAACUGUACGUGUUGUUAAGCAGCAAGGCAUUGAGGUCCCUGUUGAUGCAGAUGGUUUCAUUGAAGUAAGGUCCAAGAAACAGAUCAUGAUUGUCAGGAGAGAGCAGAGGGAGAAAGAAAAUAGAUCCAAAAUGAGGAUGGCAAAGACUCCCCGCAAACACCAUCAAGUUUCUCCACAAAGUCCGGGUGGUCCAAUUGUGAAUAAGCGAACAGCUCUUUUGAGUGGAGAAGUUGCAAAGAAAGUUUAUUUAGACUCACAAGGAAGAGUUGCUGACUAUGUUGAACCAUCGGUUGCAUUGAAGGGUGAUAUGGCUUCUAUGAAGCCCAUAGGGCCACCUUCAACCAAUGCAGAAACUGAUACAAACUUCUAUGCCAAGCAGCCUACCCAAAGUCAAGCAUCCUCUGACAUGGUCACUUCUAGUGCUUCUGCAAAGCUUGUGACAGACUUAUCUGAGGACAACAAUAAAGGAGCGUCCAUUAGUACUCCAUUUAACAUGGUUUCCUGGGAUAAUUCACAAAUAAACCAGCAGGUUAUGCCAUUAACUCAAACUCAACUUGAAGAAGCUAUGAGGCCAGCUAAUUUUGAACAGCAGGCUGGUUCUGGAUUUUCUUUGGAGUCCAACAAUGCUUUGUCCCCUACAGUAACCACAGAAAAGGCAUUUCCUUCAUCUGUUAGCCCUAUUAACUCCCUUCUGGCUGGCGAGAAGAUUCAGUUUGGGGCAGUUACCUCGCCAUCCGUACUACCUCCGGUCAGCCGAACUGUUGCAAGUGGGCUUGGAGCUCCAGGGUCAUCUAGGCCUGAUAUGAAGAUUGAUCGAAGCUUACCAAGUGACAAUGGUACUGAUGUUUUCUUUGAUAAGGAGAAGCCUAGUUUGAAGGAACCAUGCCCAAAUACAGAGGAUGUAGAAGCAGAGGCUGAAGCAGCUGCUUCUGCUGUGGCUGUGGCAGCUAUUACUACUGAUGAGGGAUCUCCAGCUGAUGCAACUACAGCGUCUGCUCCAGACAACAAGAGCUUUAGCAGCAAGGAUCUCAGUGGGUUAGCAUCAGGAGCAGGGGCAAUAAUAACAGGUCAAGCUGGUCAAUCAUCCACGGAAGAGCCGCUCACAGUUGCUCUUCCAGCAGACCUAUCAGUUGAUACUCCAUCCAUGUCCCUGUGGCCACCUUUUCCCAGUCCACAGGCAUCAGGGCCAAUGCUUUCUCAGUUUCCUGGUGCACAACCGUCCCACUUUUCCUGCUUUGAUAUGAAUACAAUGUUAGGAGGGCACAUUUUUGCAUUUGGACCAAGUGAUGAAUCUGCUGGCUCUCAGGGUCAGCAUCCUCAAAGAAGCAACACAUUGCCUUCAGCGCCAUUGGGAGCUUGGCCACAAUGUCAUUCUGGGGUAGACUCGUUCUAUGGUCCUCCAACUGGGUUUGCUGGUCCUUUUAUUAGUCCAGGAGGAAUCCCAGGCAUGCAAGGUCCUCCACAUAUGGUGGUCUAUAACCACUUCGCCCCAGUAGGGCAGUUUGGUCAAAUGGGACUUGGUUUCAUGGGAGCCACUUAUAUCCCUGGUGACAAGCAGCCUGAUUGGAAGCAAAAUCAAGGACCUCCUGUUGUCGGUGUAAGCCAGAGUGAUCCAAACAACCAAAAUAUGGUGUCUGGUCAAGUAAACUCUCCCAGCAUUCCUACCCCAGUGCAGCAUCUACGCCCAACUUCUAUCAUGCCAAUCCCAUCCCCAUUGACCAUGUUUGACAUUGCUCCUUUCCAGACAUCUACAGACAUACAGAUGCAACCUUGUUGGCCACAUAUGCCUGUACCGCCUCUACACUCUGUCCCAUUAUCAGUGCCACUACAGCAGCAUCCAGUAGAGGGUACAGCUACACAACAGUUUCUUCAUAAUGUGCCAGUAGACAACAAGGCAAUUACAAAUAACCGGUUCCAGGAGCCCUCUGCAUCUUCCAUGCCAUCAAACAGCAACAAGACCUUCCCAAACGCAGCUGCCUCUCAAUUCACAGAUGAGUUGGGUCUUGUUGAACAGCCAGCCUCCAGUAGUUCAAGUGCUCAAACUGUUCAGCCUUCAUCUGUCCAGGCGGGUGUGAUCAGCAAUGAAGUCUCAACCAGUGCCAAAGUUAUGGUUAGGUCGAUCCCACCAAAUGUCAACCCUGGGAUUGCUACAACUACAAGAGUGGCUAGCAACCCCAAUGGAGGCCAGGUCACCAACCUUCCCUCCAAGACCCAGCAGUCUUCUUUGUCAUUGGAUCAGCAAUACCAACAUCCAGUCAGUAAUCAGGAUCGCCGAGCCCGUGUGACUCAAAAGACUGGUACUGGCAACGAGUGGCAACGACGACCAGGAUACCAGGGGAGGAAUCAGAAUUCUGGUUUGGACAAGAACUCGGGCACUGGUAGGAUGAAGCAGAUCUACGUCGCGAAGUCGUCAGCAACAAGUGGCCAUGCCCAAUCAGGCUAGAGCAGAGAUGCUUUCCACAAAGCAUGCUUCUGGCGGGAACAGCUCAAGCCGCCGUGCGCUAGAUACACGUGAAACAUAUUUUCGCUCCGUGUCUGUCUAUCCUUGUUUGUUUGGUGAUUAUAGCUUUGCUGGUUGUAUGUUUUUGGUUUCAUUUCUUGCAUAGAGAAGAAAAGGAAUGCGGUUGCAGUGUUAAAAACAUUUAAAGCAAUGCCGUUUCGUGCCUGGAUAAGUUUUGCAGCCGAUGGAGUCUGCUGCCGUGUAAGUCAAUGGUGUGCUAUCAGGAUUAUUAUUGUUGCUAUUAUCAUUUUUAGACUGACUCAAGAGGCCUGGACAGAAUCAGAGGUGCCCAUAAGGGGAGCACUUUAUAUUGUGGAAUAUGUUCAUAAUCCAGUUGAUUUGAUGCUAUAUUGUUGAAUCA